CUAAACUGUGCGACGGUAGUGGCUGGCACCGAGGGGUUGUAACAUUAUAUACGCACGAGUUCGAAAAUCAAUAUAAUAUAAUAUACACUUUUAGAGCCACUACAGAAAAAAUACGUACUCACAUUGGAUCGCUUUAAGAAAACUAAAAACUGCAGUCGGUGAUCGCGUAUCGUGAUCGUCGGACGCAACGAAAUGAAAACCAACGUCGGGAAAUCAUUCGUUGUGUGCUUGUGCUUGCUAGUAGCGAGUAGUUCGUGUUUCCAGGAGCACAUUCAAACUCUAACAUCAAAAGUGAUCCGACUGUUUGGGAAUGAUCCUCGAGACAGUGUCAGUUCUACGACAUCAGGAUGGAAGUCCAACGACAAGCCUGUGUUACAAUGCACUAAUAAUUAUAGCAAUGACAGGUAUCAUUUAUUGGGUGUCGACCUGAGAUACUUGGGUUCCAGAAUUGCAAACAACUGGUUGAUAAUUGCAGUGUCUUCAGUUCUACCAUUCAUUGUCUUCUGGCGGAUCCAAUACAAUAUGAGACACAGACUCCACGACUGGAAAAAAUCAUUCAUUCAAAAAGAAAAGGAGUACACCCAAUCCAGACGACUAACACUACCAGAUUUAACUUUGGCUAAACAUGCUCGAAGAGAAUCAUUGGCUGAAUCCACACAAAAACACACGAAUCGACCAAGAAAGAUGUCUCAAUGCAACAUUUCGCAGUUUAAAAGUAUGAGAAAAAGUUCGUUUGAAAAAAAUGAAGAGCUGUCAGGAGACUCAAAGAGAGUUCACAUUAUUAGGAGAAGGCAUUAAUGAUUUGUUAAGCACCUAAUUUAAAGUUUUAACAUUUGUAUCUUGUAUGUGCCAAUUUUGUCAGUCAGUAUGCACAGUAAUUGUUAACUAAAUUUUAAUAAAUAUGAAAAUGUUGAAGAAUAAA
Molecule: messenger RNA, 922 nt
Organism: Myzus persicae (green peach aphid)
Lineage: Eukaryota; Metazoa; Arthropoda; Insecta; Hemiptera; Aphididae
Exons: 4
Coding region: 193-798 (201 amino acids)
Source: RefSeq, a predicted model, not a curated record